AGGACGCCAGGAGCACCGACGAGCGCAAGAAACGGCCCCGUACGGCCUUCACGGCCUCCCAGAUCAAGUCCCUGGAGCAGGAGUUCGAGAAGAACAAGUACCUCUCCGUCAGCAAGAGGCUCCAGCUCUCCAAGCAGCUUAAGCUUACCGAGACGCAGAUCAAAAUAUGGUUCCAAAACAGACGUACAAAAUGGAAAAGAAAGUAUACAAAUGACCUGGAGCUCAUGGCACAGCAAUAUUACUCAGCGCUGGGCAUCCUUAAUCCACGUCCUAUGGUAGUUGGAGACAGACUAUGGCUAUUCAACUACCCUCUGGGUCACCCCAAUCAGCAUACAGUCGGUUUCCAUAGCAACAGUUUACCUCCCAUCCCUUCCCCUCUGCCCUCUCACGCUCUACCUCACAUUCCCAUCCACUGCCUCCCCUCACUUCCCCUCACCUCUCCAUUGGUUGCCUCUCACAACGACAGACCAAUCAUCCACCCAAAUCCAAUCAGCCCCCUUCCAGAUCGCCACAUGAUUGGCGCGUCGCCCGGUAUACCCCCUCCCCCACCACCUCCACCGGGGUCUCUAGGCCCCCACGUCGGUCCAGGACCUCUGCCCUCCCUGCCGACGUCAGUGUACAGCCCAGCUCCGACCAAUCACUUGUCAGCGCUCAGUUCUCUACACAGCACCAUCAGUAGCGCGGGCGUUCAGAGUCAGCAAAACAGAUCUGGAGUUUAAACGCGAGUGAUUUCGUCGACACCAAGACAUUUACGAACUCUCUCAAAAAAAUAACAAAAUACUGUCUAGUGUUCCCAUUGAAAAAGGGGGCUGGCCACUCUUACUCUUUAUUCUUAUCCCUCGUUUUCAUUAUUUAAGACUGUCCUGUUGUAUAUUUAAUGCUGUAUUUAUUUUUCUAAGCGUCAAAUCUUCUUACAGCGCAAGAGUGAAAGCAGAAACCCCCGUAAGAGUAUUUCCGGUGACCUCACCGAGCCAACAUUAUCCUUAGACGUAUUUUUAGCUAUAUCUUAUUGUAGAUGAGGUAGAAGUUCUUUUCGAUUGGAGGGGGGAGAAACUAAUAAACUACUCGGCGCUCUCAUUCACACGAAGCUUACUUUCUUUUUUGUCACUGAAACUUUUGCCAAAAUACA
Molecule: messenger RNA, 1129 nt
Organism: Macrobrachium nipponense
Lineage: Eukaryota; Metazoa; Arthropoda; Malacostraca; Decapoda; Palaemonidae
Product: ventral anterior homeobox 2-like
Biological process (GO): regulation of DNA-templated transcription
Molecular function (GO): DNA-binding transcription factor activity, RNA polymerase II-specific; DNA binding
Source: RefSeq, a predicted model, not a curated record